AUGUCUGAAGAUAUUCGCUAUAAUUAUUAUAAUAUUAUUGAUUAUAAUCCAAAUAAAUGGACAAAAAACUGGACCCAACAUUCAGGGAUUGCAUACAUACCGGCGAUCACCGAAUGGGAAGAACUUAUGUUUGACACUCUCGAUGGCGAUAAACUUCAUGAGUUUAUGCAACAAAAAUGGUAUUAUUCAGUGUAUAUAUCUAUUGCUUACAUUAUUUUGAUACCAAUUUUGCGAGAAUGGAUUAAAUCAAGAGGAAAGGGUUAUAAUUUACGGACAAUGCUUACAAUUUGGAACUCCGUUUUAGCCCUUUUCUCCUUUAUUGGAGUCGUCAGAUGUUUACCAGAGUUUAUAGAUAUACUGAUUAAUAAAGGAUUUGUCGCAUCAUUUUGUGAAUCAGACUAUUAUAAUGAUCCGCGACUUAACUGGUGGUAUCUGUUGUUUGUCUGGUCUAAAGUUAUUGAACUAAUCGAUACAUUGUUUAUAUUGUUACGAAAUGGAAAGUUACUAACACUUCAUUGGGUACACCAUUGCUUGACAUUAAUAUACUCGUGGUAUGUGUUCGGUGACGUCCCGGCCACUGCCCGAUGGAUGGUUAACAUGAACUUCAUUGCACAUACUCUUAUGUAUACAUAUUAUACAUUAAAAGCAAUGAGAAUAUCCAUACCAUUGGUCAUCAGUAUAUCAAUAACAUUGAUACAGAUAUUGCAAAUGAUUUUUGGACUUUAUAUCAAUUAUAUUGUCAUACAAUUUAAAGACAGUGGCGUUGCGUGUGAUGUCUCCAAACCUAUUGCCACAACUGGUCUUUCACUUUAUACUUUUGAUCACUUGCCACUAGAAGAGUCCAUAAGAUUAUCUAAACAAUUGUUUGAUAACAUAGUUAAAGAUAACGAUACCGACAAAGGAUUAGCCGAAGUUGAGUCCUAUUGUGAUCGCAGUAUUUAUCAUUGUUUUGUCAAAAUGACAAUUAUGAUAACCACUGCAGUCGUCACAAUGGAUAAGUUAGAUAUAGAGAAUGCCAAUCAAUCGGUUGAAGAAACGAAAAAAUUAUGCAAUAAAUAUAGAAAAACUGGUUUUAUUGUAAGUUUCAUGAGAUUGUUAAAAACACCUGAUUAUGACAAAUACACAGAUUUGGAAUUACACUCAGAAUUAAUGCACACUAUAUGUUAUGUCUGCAGUGGUAUUGUUUUAGCCAUUGAAACCAAUAAUAUCUAUAGUUUGAUUCGAUUAGCUUAUAGACUCCAAAAAUGUAUCAAAAAUUUUAGAUAUUGUAAGAUAUGUGCGAAAACUCGUACACAUUGGGAAAAUAAAUUAUCUGAAAAUACUUACAAAUCUGCUGUUUUAUUGGGUAAUGGUUUGAGAAAUUUAUUUAUAAGUAAUAUACCUCCAAAAGUAUUGGCAAUCAUCAACUUUUUGGGCAUUAAAGGCAGUGAAAGUAAUGGUUGGAAGAGUAUAAAUGAGGGAACACUGAUAGAGUCAAACAUUUUUAGUAUUCUUUGUAUUUGGUUUCGUAUAAUCUAUUGGUUAUACGCAGAACCGCAUGGAUAUAUGGGUCCUAUAAAUAAUGACUUUUGCAGACAAGUCUUGAAUAGUCAAUUGGAAAUAUAUCCUAAGAAUCUAAUACUUCGUACGGCUGAAGCAAAGUUAGAAGAAAUUAGUGGAAACAUUGAUAAAGCCAUUGAAAUCUAUAAUGAAUUGUUGUCUGAUCCACAUAUGGCACCCAAACGUAUUUUUCAUUUUCAUUUAAUGUUUUGUUAUGCACUGAAAUGUGAUUGGGAUCCAUGCAUUGACAAUGCAAGUAAGUUCCGCACCGGUAGCUUAUAUUCACCAGCAAUGGCCACAUAUUUUGAAGCAAUAGUUCGUUACGCAAAAGCUGUAGACUUGGAUGAUAAAGAAGAAAUGGAAAAAGCUGUCAAACUAUUUAAAGUUACUCCAUCAUUACGUAUCCGACAUUUGGGUAAAACAAUAACACCUGAAAAGGUAGCGGUUGUCCGAUCGGAAAAUUUUUUUAAAAACAACGAUCUAUUAGUUUUACCCGAUAUUAUUUGA
Messenger RNA from Oppia nitens, 2046 nucleotides. Its product is annotated as tetratricopeptide repeat protein 39C-like. Lineage: Eukaryota; Metazoa; Arthropoda; Arachnida; Sarcoptiformes; Oppiidae. The coding region runs from base 1 to 2046 and encodes 681 amino acids. The record is from RefSeq and is a predicted model, not a curated record. Gene Ontology annotation, cellular component: membrane. The transcript has 8 exons. Gene Ontology annotation, molecular function: fatty acid elongase activity.